Triticum urartu is the source of this 1570-nucleotide messenger RNA. Lineage: Eukaryota; Viridiplantae; Streptophyta; Magnoliopsida; Poales; Poaceae. The record is from RefSeq and is a predicted model, not a curated record.
UCGCCCACCGCCGCCUUCCAAAUCCCCCUCGGGAUCUCCCCUUGCCCGAUCCACCAACCAGCCGCCGCCACCCUCUCCCUUGUUUUCCCCACCGAGCCAAUCCCAGGGCACCAGUCUCCAGUCCCUCGCCCGAGGCUCCCGCAGCCACCUCCUUUCCCGACCUGGUCGUCGACCCCGUUGUUGCCGGCGAGCAGCAGCAGCCUGGAGUCCGUAGCCUCGCGUCGUCGUUGACCGUGACCAUCGCGCCUCAUCUACGGAUACAGGCUUGGCCUCCUCGUGCCCUCCUUCCUCCCGUUCUUCUUAUCUCUCUGCUCUAACCUAUCUCUUCCCUGUGUUCCCUUCCAGGAGCACCACACCAUGACCAUCGUCCCAUGCCGUCGGACAUCGCCUAGUCCUCGCCCCGCGCUGGAUCCAUCCAUCCCCGAUGCCUGCUGCCUCCUUCCUGCUCGGAUCCGGGAAGUUCCGAGCCGAGACGCCACCAUUCCCCUACGGCCUCCCUCCCUGCACCAUGCGUCGAUGUGCCUGGCCUCGUCUUCUCCAGUUAGUGCACCUCAAGAGCCGACCAUGGAUGCCCAAAUUACCAUGUUUCCUCCCCGAGCUCCAAGUCCCCGCACUGCUGACCCUGCUGACGCGUCGCCGUCGAGAACAUGCGCUGCCUCUUUCAGCUCCGCCCGCAUGCCACCUCACCGGAGAACGCCGUUACGCGCCUCGAUCCGCCCGUUCCCACCGGUUCCCACCGACCCCGUCGUCGGGACCCCCGGCUGUCGUCUCCUGCGUCGCCAUGGACGUGCCACUGUUUAUGUUCUUCAGAAACGAGCAGCAGCAGCUCGCCCGCUCAUCCCCGUUGACCGCGGCCGCGCGUGGCCUCCGCGCCUUGGGCAGCCUUCUGCCGCCAAGGCCCAGUGCACCUCCAGAUCCAGCCCAGCGCCACCUCAGGCUGAUUUGGCCCAAGGUGAACAGAUCCCCAAUGCCCUCCUCUGUUCCUACUUGGGCUUGGCCCGAUUCUACUACUGCUACUGUCCUGUGCAGCCCAGAUCUGUUCAGAUACGGCUAAGAGUCUAUUUUUUUACAGUCUGCGAAUUUUCUAUUUAUCCAAGGAAAAUUGUUUUGCAGAAAAACCCUUGCACUUCAUGCAUAUCAAAACUCAACAAUCGUGCAUCAUAUUAAAAUGACUCAUAUAUGUAAAAUGCCUAGAAUUUCAUCUAGUUUCACAAUAUGUCACUUUCAUCAAUGUUUAAAAUGUUAAACUUUCUGUUUGCAUUAAUUUUGCAUAAUGACAUGUUAAAAUGGUUUAUUUCAUAACUAAAUAACCUUAGCCCCGUUUUAAAUAAACAUUAUAUGUAAAUGGGGUAGAAAAUGCAUAGAUUAACAUGGUGCACUUUAUUUUACUGUUUAACAACAAUAAAAUAUGCUUUAGGGCGGAACAGUACCAAAUUUGAAAUAUGCAUAUGCGGAUUUUCUGGAAUUGUUGUUUGUUAUUUCUGGCCUCAUUUAAACUUGUCUAAAUAGUUAGUUUACUUAUGCUUCACCUCUUUCCAUGUUUGACAACAUUUAAUAUUGUUGAGUACAU